AUGUCGCAACCACCAGCUCAGGAACCAUUAUUUUUGCAACAACUCAUCAAUCAACAGCUGCGCAACAUCGAAACCUUAAAACGUCAUUGCAGUUCAGCAAAUCGAGCUGUAAGCAACGAUCAUAUGACCCUUUCCGCGUUGAACAAUCGAUUAAGAUUAAUUACACAAAUUUGGGAUGUAUGUGUGGGUUCCGAUGGAAUCAUUCAGAACACUAGGAAGGACGAAGUCGAUCCAUACUUCGAUGAAAAUAUAUUCGAGUCUGCUGAGGAAUACUUUUUAGAAUUCAAUGAUCACAUAUUGCGAGAGGUCACUCGUUUUGAACGAUUGGAAUACCAGGAAAUAUCUCAACGUGUCAGCACCACACCGCAAGCGUCAACACCUCGACUUCAAUCAACACCACUACCUACAAUAAACAUUCCGAAAUUUUCCGGUAGGUUAACAGAUUGGGCAACUUUUCGUGAUUAUUUCAAUUCUUUAAUUAUUCAAAACCCAAGUCUUGAUAAUUUGCAAAAACUUCAUUUUUUAAAGUCGUUUGUCGAACGUGAAGCAUCACUUUUAUUAAAAAAUACACCUCUUACGGAAAGUAGUUUCGAAUCUGCAUGGGAUCGUUUAAAAAAUAGGUAUGAAAAUUCUCGCGCAAUUAUUCAAGCUGAAUUAAAAGCAUUAUUUUCAAUUCCUGCAAUGAAAAAUGAGUCUGUUAUAUCACUUAAAAAUAUUCGCAGUAUUGUCACUGAAAAAAUAGCUGCUUUAGAAAAUUUGAACAGAUUUUCAAAAUUAACUGUUAUUCCGAAGGAAAAUAAAAGUUCUGAUGGUGGCAAGCAUCACACACUGUUACAUUUCAAAACAAAUGUGAAAUCUGAUGAAGCAAGGUCUACGCAAAAUCAAUCGUCAAAGCCGGAUUUUUUAUCUGACGAACCGGAAGAUUCGUCUGUCGUGCAGUUGUUACAUGCGGCUCCGGGAGUAGUGAAGUCUCAUCGAGUUCUUUUAGCAACUGCUCAAAUUAUCGUGAAAUCUGAAAGUGGGCGUGCGGUUCAGGUACGAGCAUUGUUGGAUCAAGGUUCAACUCGGACGUUUAUUUCGGAACAGCUCGCGAAUGCUUUGCAGAUUCAACCAAGUCAAUCCAAUGUUCAAUUAAGGGGGGUUGGUGAUGUUCAUGCCGGUGUAUCGUCAGGUCAUACUUCUAUUUCGCUUUGUUCGAAAACGGAAAAAGCUUCUCUUAUCGGUUCAAACAAAGGUAAUGUUAAUGAACCUAUCGCACAAAAUACCAUAUUCGGUUGGAUUUUGUUUGGAAACGUGGUAGAUGACAAUAUAAAUCAAUCUGAACAUUUCAACGAUUUUGCUACCUCGUGUUUAUGUAUUUCGAAUGAUGAUUUAACUAAAUCACUUCAGCGGUUUUGGGAGGUUGAAGAAGUACCUCACUCUUCUACUUUAACUCCAAUGCAUCAGGAUUGUGAAUCCUAUUUUGAAUCCACAUAUUCGCGUUUAGAUGAUGGUCGUUAUACGGUUAGGUAUCCUUUCAAAUCCGGUCCGCCGAUUAAUAUUGGAAAUUCGCUCAACUCUGCAAAAGCUUCUUUAUCUAAUUUAAAAAGAAUGUUUGAAAAAUCACCGCAUGUUGCUGAUCAGUAUAAAGCCUUCAUGGCUGAUUAUGAGGAUCAGGAACAUAUGACUCGCGUUCAUGAAGAACUUAUUGAUAAAUCCCAAGUCGUUUAUCUUCCGCAUCACCCGGUAAUUCGAGAGUCUAGUUCAACAACAGCAGUUCGUGCUGUGUUUAAUGGAUCAAGCAAAACUUCGAAUUCAACGAGUCUUAAUGAGCACAUGCAUAUUGGUCCGAAAUUACAGGGAAAUAUAUUCGCAAUUAUUCUACAAUGGAGAACCUAUCGGUUUGUUUAUGUAUCAGAUAUAGCUCAAAUGUAUAGGCAGAUUAGAAUAGACGACAAAGACCGCGAUUAUCAGAGAAUACUUUGGUAUGAUGCAGCAUUGGAUCAAAUUGUAGCGUUUCGUUUAAAUACAGUGACUUAUGGCACAGCUGCGGCCCCAUAUUUAGCAUUGCGAGUACUUCAACAAUUAGUGAAGGACGAAGGUGCAUUAUAUCCAUUAGCAUCAUUUGUUCUAGAAAAUCAAAUUUAUAUAGACGAUUGUCUUUUUGGUGGAGAUUCGAAAGAAGAAAUUGUUAAAAAUCGAAAUGAAGUAGUUGCACUUCUUAGCAAAGGUAAAUUUCCUUUAAGGAAAUGGGCCUCCAAUUCGUUGUCACUGCUCAAGGAUAUUGAUCCUUCUGAUCAUGGUCACGCUCUUGAAAAACCCUUGAAUGAUGAUGAUUCGAUUAAAAUUCUCGGUAUCGUUUGGGUUCCAGCACAAGACACUUACCAAUUUAGAAUUAAUCUCCCUUCCAACCCAAUUUUGACUAAAAGAGGAAUACUUUCUUUGAUCGCUCGGUUGUACGAUCCUUUAGGCUGGGUCUCCCCAGUGGUUAUCACUGCCAAAAUAUUAAUGCAAAAAUUAUGGCUCAAGUCAGUUAAUUGGGAUGAACCGUUAUCUACAGAUUUAGAAGAAUUUUGGCUUACUUACUACAGUGAAUUGACUUGUUUGAAUGAGUUGUCGAUCCCGCGAUGGACAGGACAAGGAGAAGAGGUUGUCGAAUCAACAAUUCAUGGAUUUUCGGACGCCUCAAACGUGGCUUACGCGGCUGUAGUCUAUGUUCGUCUUGUCUUAAAGUCUGGGGAAAUUCUUACUACUCUUCUUUCAAGCCGAACCAAAGUAGCUCCCAUAAAGGUACUUUCAGUACCCCGACUUGAGUUAUGUGGAGCAUUAUUGUUAACUCAACUUGUAUCCGCGAUAAAAGCUGUACCAGCUUUUGCAAAUUUAACUUCGACUUAUUGGACAGAUUCUACGAUCGUGCUCGCUUGGUUAAAAAGGCAUGCUUCAGAAUGGAAGACUUUUGUCGCUAAUCGGGUUGCGGCCAUUCAAUCAAUAGCUCCGUGCAAAAAUUGGCGACAUAUCGAUACUAAGGAAAAUCCCGCCGAUUUAGGUUCGAGAGGAGUUCGAGCGUCUCAUCUAGUAGUUAAUCAGUUGUGGUGGAAAGGUUCUCCCUGGUUAGCUUGUCAAGAAAUUUCAUGGCCUUCCUAUCAGGAAGCAUCUGAUCUGGAUACAAACCUCGAAGCACGUAUUCAUGUCUCUCAUGUUAUUACGGAUCCACCUGUGUGGUUUAACACCUUGUUGACUAGAGUUUCAAGUUGGGUGAAGUUUGUACGUAUCGUCGCAUAUAUUUUAAAGUUUUUACAACAGAAGCUCAAAUUGACAAUUCACGGUCGCAAGUUAGAAGAAAAUCUUUCGUUUGUUGAAAGGUGUCAGGAUAGUCAGUCAGUUAUUAUUCGUUUAGUUCAGUCGAGUUUAUUUCCAACAGAAAUAUCAAUGUUAAAACAAAAGAAAUCGAUUCCAAAAAAUAGUCCACUUGUGAAUUUAAACCCAUUCCUUGAUGAAAAAAAUAUAUUGCGUGUAGGUGGACGACUUUCUAAUGCGCCACUGGAGUAUGAUAGACGCCAUCCAGCAAUUCUCAAGAAACAUCCUCUCGUUAUUAUGAUAAUUCAGUACUUUCAUGGAAAAUGCUUGCAUGGUGCAACUCAACUAACUUUAAAUCAAAUUCGACAAUUCUUUUGGAUUCUUCGGUCGCGCCAAGUUGUCAAAUCGGUAAUUUAUAAUUGCGUAACCUGUGUUCGUUUGAGGGCCACAGUUGCCGAACAACUGAUGGGAACGUUACCUAUUAAUCGUGUUUCGCGUCCAGCUGGACCAUUUUCACACGUAGGAUUGGAUUACGCUGGUCCUAUUAAAUUAAAAUCGCAAAAGGGUCGUGGGCAUACGUCUCAUACAGCUUAUAUAGCAGUAUUUGUAUGUUUCGCUGUGCGAGCACUCCAUCUUGAAAUUGUUAGUGAUUACACAACGGAGGCUUUUAUUGCAACAUUAAAGCGAUUUGUAGCCCGUCGUGGAUUACCUUUAGUCAUUCAUAGCGACAACGGAACCAAUUUCAAAGGGGCGAAUCGCGAAUUGGAUGCUAAUUUUCAAACAGUCAUUAGAUCGCCGGAAGUACAAUCGUACUUGAUUAAUGAUAGAAUUCGAUGGGACUUCAUUCCUCCUGCUGCUCCACAUUUUGGUGGAAUUUGGGAGUCUGGUGUUCGUAGCGUUAAGUAUCAUUUACGAAGAAUAUUAAAAGAUCGAACUCCUCAUUUUGAGGAAUUAAAUACCUUGCUCUGUCAGAUUGAAAUGUGUCUAAAUUCGAGACCUUUAAGUCCACUUACCGAUGAUCCUUCUGAUCUUCGUGUAUUGACACCAAGUCAUUUUCUAAUUGGUGGGGAACUAACUGCGAUACCAGAAGCAUCCUUACUUAAUAUUAAAGAAAAUAGAUUGUCUCGAUGGCAAUUGUGGCAACAACUCUUAGAAUCGUUUUGGAAAGCCUGGUCUCAGGAUUACUUGUUAUCCAUGCAACAGCGUAAUAAAUGGAAACUUGUUAAUAAAAAUAUUGAAAUUAAUCAGCUUGUAUUAAUGAAAAACGAAACAAUGCCUCCCACGAAGUGGCCUCUUGGCCGCAUUACCAAGUUCAACAUGAUGUAA
Leptopilina heterotoma is the source of this 4602-nucleotide messenger RNA. RefSeq lists its product as uncharacterized. Gene Ontology annotation, biological process: DNA integration. Gene Ontology annotation, molecular function: nucleic acid binding. The transcript is spliced from 4 exons. NCBI's taxonomy places the organism in Eukaryota, Metazoa, Arthropoda, Insecta, Hymenoptera, Figitidae. Bases 1 to 4602 code for a protein of 1533 amino acids. The record is from RefSeq and is a predicted model, not a curated record.